This is a messenger RNA of Symbiodinium pilosum, 939 nucleotides long. NCBI's taxonomy places the organism in Eukaryota, Dinophyceae, Suessiales, Symbiodiniaceae. The record is from the annotation of a GenBank genome assembly.
AUGUCGCGGGCGGGCUUUGGCAUCGCUGAGCUCGGUGACAUUUGUAUCCACGUGUCCAGCUUCCUACAACUGGCCCAGAUCGCCCGCUCUGAGGAAGCAGGGAUCUUCAGUUGCAAAGAUGUUGCCAGACUUUCAUGGCACAAAGCCGCCCUGGCUCUGCUUGCAGAGGAACCUAUCUGGGGUCCCUCAGGAGAAAGCGUGAUCCAACAGUUGCUGGAAUCGGGAGUGCGGGGCAAGCCCUUCCUGCAGGAAAUGAGGUUGUUGCGGCGCGCGAUAUUUCCUCCAAAAUCUUGGUCUCCCGCCAUUCAUGAGACCGCAUUCAACAGCUUGAAGGCCGUGCUACCGCACUCGCAGACGGACGAAGGGGAGGGAGCUGGGGGACCACCCAUGGAGGCUGCUGUGCCCUUGACGGUGGGCACUCGGCUUGGGCGUCCUCUCGCAGUUGGGAUUGAGUUGCAGCCCGACUCCGAUGAAGGCUUGACAUCCGCCGACAUGCAGUGCGGCUUUUGCAUCGGGGUAGAGCUUUGCUCAUCCCUAGCAGAUGGCCGCACCAUGUCCGUGAUGUUUGCCCCGUUCUCUGGACAGUGCUACAUGCAGUAUGGCGGCGAAAGAUGUGUGAUGUGUGCCGAAGUCAUUCCACCGCUACAGCAAACUAUCACGAAGCUUCGUGCGUGGGCACAAGUUGCGCAGGAUGGCAGCAUCUUCUUUGCUCGACAAAUUCCGGGCUCAGAAGUCAUAGAAGAGACAGGUCACCUUCCCAGAGAAUGCUUACCGGCAUGGACAGCAGAGAUCUUCGCAGGCAUGUAUUUCUGGAGAGACCAUAUCUCGAAGGCAUUUUCAGCAACUGUAGUUCAUUGUGCCCAGAUGCUGCCGGACGAACUGUCGGAGCUAGAGGGCUGCUCCAAAGAGAUCGAAACUACCUGGCACUUGCAGAGCUGA